Staurois parvus is the source of this 714-nucleotide messenger RNA. Lineage: Eukaryota; Metazoa; Chordata; Amphibia; Anura; Ranidae. The record is from the annotation of a GenBank genome assembly.
CUUCCAGCGGCUGAGGGCCUCAAUCUGUGCUACGUGGCCAGCACCUACUCCACCUGCUCCGUGGAAGAGAUCGUGGCUGCAGCCCCUGAAGGGCCACGUUGGUUCCAGCUCUACGUGUACCGUGACCGCAAGCUGUCCGAGGGGUUGGUGCAUCGGGCGGAGGCUCUGGGUUUCAAGGCUUUGGUGUUGACCGUGGACGUCCCGUAUACAGGCAAGAGGAGGAGCGACAUACGAAACAACUUUCGUCUCCCGCCGCAUCUCAAGGUCAAAAACUUUGAAGGAGUUUUUGAGAAUCAAUGCGGUCCUGACAACUACGGUGUCCCGGCCAACACCCUGGACCCUUCUAUCAGCUGGAAGGAUAUUUAUUGGCUCCAGAAUCUGACUCGCCUACCAAUCAUCAUCAAGGGAAUACUGACAAAGGAAGACGCGGAGUUGGCGGUAGAGCACGGUGUCCAAGGCAUCAUCGUAUCCAAUCAUGGGGGGCGCCAGCUGGACGGAGAACUCGCCACGAUUGAUGCUCUUUCCGAGAUCGUGGAGGCGGUCCAGGGCCGCAUUGAGGUGUACAUAGAUGGCGGCAUAAGAACAGGAAGUGAUGUCCUGAAGGCCUUGGCCCUGGGGGCAAAGUGUGUGUUCAUUGGACGGCCCAUUGUGUGGGGUCUCGCCUACAAGGUCUGUCUACAAAGAUACCUUUAUUGUCCAAUUAUGAAUUCUUGA